This is a messenger RNA of Neurospora tetrasperma FGSC 2508, 981 nucleotides long. RefSeq lists its product as uncharacterized. The transcript is spliced from 3 exons. Gene Ontology annotation, biological process: proteasome regulatory particle assembly. The coding region runs from base 1 to 690 and encodes 229 amino acids. Gene Ontology annotation, molecular function: protein binding. Gene Ontology annotation, cellular component: nucleus; cytoplasm. The record is from RefSeq and is a predicted model, not a curated record. NCBI's taxonomy places the organism in Eukaryota, Fungi, Ascomycota, Sordariomycetes, Sordariales, Sordariaceae.
AUGAGCAACCUUCAUGCGCCUACUGUCCCCUCGGGACCGACAUCUGCCCCUGUCACUAACGGCAGUGCUGCCCAUUUAUCCUUUGCUGAGCUGCAGCGCAAGAAGGAUGCUAUCGAGGGGGAGCUCAAGGCGCUCAGCGGAGUGCUUGAUUCGCACGGCGUUGACAUGAACACAAACCUUCUUACUCCCGAUGGCUUUCCCAGAUCCGAUAUUGAUGUCGCGCAAAUCCGAACAACAAGGUCGCGCAUCAUCCAUCUUCGCAACGACUGCAAGGAGUUGAUGGCCUUGAUCGAGAAGCGUCUGCAUGAGCAUUUCGCCAGCAUCCAGGACGACGACCAAGAGUCAACACCUGUUCCCAUUGAUCAAGCCGCACCGCUGCCAGAUUCGGUACCCGAAGUUCUGGAGCAGCCAUUCGCCAAAGUCAACAGUGUCGUUGAUAACAGUCCGGCGGCCACAGCAGGUCUCAAGGCCGGUGAUCUGAUCCGCAGCUUUGGUUAUGUCAACCAGUCCAACCAUGACAGCCUAAGGAAGGUGGCAGAGUGUGUUCAGGGUAAUGAAGGGCAAAAUAUUCUCGUCAAGGUCUCUCGGAGCACGGCAGGGACACGAACCCAAGAGCUUCGGCUAACGUUGACUCCUCGCCGCGACUGGGGCGGUAGAGGUAUGCUUGGAUGCCAUAUCUUGCCACUAUGAAAAGGCAACGGGGGCGAGAUGAUGGCCUGGAGCUAGGCAGAAGAAGAUUGUGAUACAAGAGUAGCGUCAUUGGGCACCAAAUCCGCUCAGAUGUGUUAGGGAAGAAUCAGGAUGCGCCAUUGCCGCCUGAGAAUGAGGCCUCUUUGGGAAUUUGCUUUGUAAUGAAGGAAACAACGGAUGUGAGACUGACUGGCAUUCGAAAGAUGAACCAAAAGGCCAAGACGCCAGGGGUUCUCCCUCACCGUAGUAACGAGGCCAGAACCAAAACAAAAACAAACGAACUUAAACGAG